AAUAGAUCUACACACAGAAUGGCCAAAACCUUCCUACCAGCUCUACUGCUCUAUGGAUUGAGUUUGGUCUCUGUGUUGGUUUCUCAGUGUCAGACUAUGAUGGUCCGUACUGGGGAUACCAUCACCUUGCAGUGCUCCAAUCUUACAACGGCUGUGGGACACACAGCAUGGUUCAAGCAACUUAACGGAUCAGAGCCUGUGUGUAUCUCGUCUAUGUACAGCUUUAACUCAACACCUGAUCUCCACAAUGGUUUUCAAAGGAGCCAUUUUGAAAUGUUCAGCAACAACACCACUGUCUUUCUCACAAUCAUAAAUGUGGAAAUAGCUGACUGUGGCCUGUAUUUCUGUGGAUUGUAUCCACAUAGCCACAUGUUCUUUGUCAACGCAACAGUUCUAAAAAUUCAAGGGCACAACGGAGGUGAGUCAUCGACAAAAAGCACUGCCGAAGCAAAACCAAAACACUGUGAUGGAACUAUCAGUUUAGUAGGAGAGGAUGAUGAUGGAACGACGUACCUCCCUUCCCUGGUUGUGAUCCUGGGUGUUGUGACUGCUGUUCUACUGAUAGUCAUCCUCAUCCUGGUCCUCAAGAUCAGACGAGACACAAAAACACAUAACACAGGUAUCAAGGCUCAACUGCAGCCACAAAAUAGCCAGGAUCCGGAUCAGGACCCAGAGUCUCUGAACUACUCAGCACUGAGUUUCCGUCAGAAGAGGUCCAGAAAUCAGAAGAGAGAUGAAGGUCAAAUGAUGGAGAUGGAGUCGAAUGUUGUUUAUGCUGCCACAAGAUAAUUGUCAAAUGUUUCAAUGUUGAUAUCAGUGUACUGUAGCACUGAUAAAGAACUGAUGUAGUACAUUGAAUAGUAGUAGUCAAAAAUCCCCUUGUGACAGCCAUCGUGAUUGAGUGCUGAGGUAGAGGAGGGGCCAGUGAGGAACGCAUCACUUCCUGUGUUGUGAGUGACAGGAAGGAGCAGCUCAGUGUUGAGUGAGACCUGCUGAGGUGAACAUCACUGGGCCUAUCAUAGUCUUGACAGAAAGAUAGUGUAAUAUUAUUAUAAUAUUUUUUUUACUGAUUACCAAUAUUUUACUACUUUUUGAUAUUAAAGAUGGCAUGGCCCUGGG
Oncorhynchus masou masou (cherry salmon) is the source of this 1119-nucleotide messenger RNA. RefSeq lists its product as uncharacterized. The coding region runs from base 19 to 789 and encodes 256 amino acids. Gene Ontology annotation, biological process: response to bacterium. The record is from RefSeq and is a predicted model, not a curated record. The transcript is spliced from 6 exons. NCBI's taxonomy places the organism in Eukaryota, Metazoa, Chordata, Actinopteri, Salmoniformes, Salmonidae.